UGAAUACGAGCUUGAUAUUUUCCGUUGACAAGGAUCGACGGAAAAGAAAAGGUGGUAAAUGCCAUCAUUGCUGCUUCAUCCUAAAGUUUCUUUACAGUCAAAAAGAUCCCAGAAUUCUUAAAAUAAAGGCUUCAAACAAAUAUAUUACAAGCUUUUGCUGUUGCUACUUGAUUGAUCUGAUCAAAUUUACAGACUUUUUCAAUACCUUUCAUGGCGAAUAAGCCUGAAUCAUUCCAAUUCCAGCACAAUCCCCUAGAAUUCCGAGCUCCACCGCCAUCGCCGGUAGCCUCUGGCCGCCGAUCUUCAGUCGCCAACGAUGAGAUUCUCACAGAAUUUCUUCACCACUCGCUCCGUGUACCUGAUCUUGUCCUACCGGAUCGCGUCUCCCCUCGUCAAAAGCUAAAGAUCCAGGAACUUCCUAAACUAGACUACAAAACACUGGACUCGUUGGAAGAUCAUAGCAUCACCAACAUUUUUGAUGUGAUUGGACAAACCGGUUGCUUUGAGCUUGUUAACCAUGGAAUCUCCAAUCAACUCGUUCGUUCUGUAGCCAAAUAUGGCGAAGGAAUAUUCGAAUUAUCACCGGAGAAAAAGGCUGUGAUGUCAAGAUCUGCUGACAGGAUGUAUGGCUUCGAGGAGUUUCAUGGAGAAGAGAGGGAAGCAAGUGAAGAAUUCGUAUGGUGUAGAGACGAUGCGUUGAAGUCGGAAAUGGAGGCAAUUUUGCCUCUUCAAUAUUCAAAUUUCAGCGGAAACCUCGAGAUCCUUACUUCCGAAAUCGAAAAGAUCUCUGGAAUUAUCUUAAAAGUUCUGCUCAAGAACACUCCACUAAAAUCAGAAUCCGACGAUGAUGAUGCAAGCGAGAAACAAAUUGCUGGAGUUAUUUGCUACUUCCAUAAGCACCAUGAGGAUCUCAACAGAAUCACAAACGAUGAUCACUACACGAACAAUUUGACAUAUGACAUGAUCCGAAUGCUGAUUAGAGGAUCCGAACACUCUCACACGCUAUGCGUUCACGCAUGCCAUGGAUCCUCCGAGUUCAAUGUUUAUUCGAAGAAAGGUUGGGUAUCGUUUCGCCCAGAGAAAGAUGCAUUGGUCAUCACCAUUGGUGAUCAGUUGCAGACUUUCAUCUUCGGCAAUCGCCUUCACCUCUGGCUGUUGCCUCUCUACUUCUCCCACAAUGGCUUAACCUCCACCGUUAUCAUUCUCCUCCUAUCAUCACCAGAGGCGGAUCCAGACAGAAGUUUUCUGGCCGUUAUUAGCGCUUUGCAGCAAUUGGGAGUGAUUUCCGACGACUUGGCGGUUGUAUCCGGCUUGUUUUCUUAG
Messenger RNA from Lactuca saligna, 1323 nucleotides. NCBI's taxonomy places the organism in Eukaryota, Viridiplantae, Streptophyta, Magnoliopsida, Asterales, Asteraceae. The record is from the annotation of a GenBank genome assembly.